UUUAUUUGAACGGCUCCCAGGACGUGGAGCACGAUCUCCAAACCGAAUCAAUGGGCAAAGAAAAUCAGUCCACCUCCAGCCGGGAGUUCAAGCUUGUUGGAUUCUCCAACUUCGUCCGGACCAAUCCCAAAUCCGACCGCUUCAACGUCAAACGUUUCCACCACAUAGAGUUCUGGUGCACCGAUGCCACCAACACGGCCCGUCGUUUCUCAUGGGGUCUCGGCAUGCGAUUGCUUGCUAAAUCGGACCUUUCCACCGGGAACUUGACCCACGCUUCUUACCUUCUCCGUUCCGGUGACCUCAACUUUCUCUUCACUGCCCCUUACUCGCCUUCCAUUGCUCAUUCGCAGAACCUUUCUCCUCAAUCCACUGCUUCCAUCCCCACCUUUGACCACGGGGCCUGCUGCUCAUUCGCUUCCUCCCACGGCUUAGCCGUCCGUGCCAUCGCCGUCGAAGUCGAAGACGCCGAAAUCGCCUUUACCACCAGCGUCUCCCACGGUGCCUUACCCUCUUCCCCGCCUAUCCUCCUCGGCAACGACGCGGCCCUCUCCGAAGUCAAACUUUACGGCGACGUGGUUUUGCGUUAUAUCAGUUACAAUAAAAACACCGACAGCCACCACCACGACUUCUUCUUCUUGCCCGGCUUCGAAAAAAUAGAAGACGAUCUUUCUUACCCGUUGGAUUACGGAAUCCGAAGACUCGAUCACGCGGUCGGGAAUGUCCCGGAACUGGGCCCUGCCGUUUCGUACGUUAAAUCUUUCACAGGUUUCCAUGAAUUUGCAGAGUUCACAGCUGAAGAUGUGGGGACAAGCGAAAGUGGGCUAAACUCUGUCGUUUUGGCCAACAACGAUGAAAUGGUAUUGCUUCCAAUGAACGAGCCAGUGUUUGGAACAAAGAGGAAAAGCCAGAUCCAAACCUACCUAGAACACAAUGAAGGAGCUGGGGUUCAGCAUUUGGCGUUGGUAAGUGAAGAUAUAUUCAAGACACUGCGGGAAAUGAGGAAGAGAAGUUUGGUUGGGGGUUUCGAGUUCAUGCCAUCGCCGCCGCCUACUUACUAUAAGAACUUGAAGAACAGGGCAGGGGAUGUUUUGAGUGACGAGCAGAUCAAGGAGUGUGAACAGUUGGGGAUUUUGGUUGAUCGAGAUGAUCAAGGGACUUUGCUUCAGAUUUUUACUAAGCCGGUCGGAGAUAGGCCAACAAUCUUCAUAGAGAUAAUUCAGAGAGUUGGGUGUAUGGUCCAAGAUGAACAAGGAAAGCAAUACCAAAAAGGUGGAUGUGGAGGGUUUGGAAAAGGCAACUUUUCCGAGCUCUUCAAAUCCAUUGAGGAGUACGAGAAGACCCUUGAAGCCAAACAAAUUGCAGGAUCUGCCACUGCAUGAGAAAAAAGAUCCCUCUUAUUGCUGCAUGUUCUUGUGCCAUAAACUAAUGUAGUUGAAUGAGGUACUUACUAAUCAUGGUUAGACCAAUGACAAUGUGAUGAUCAUGGUAUAUGGAAUAAUUUUUUCAGUCUUUGUUGUAAUUGGAUAUAUAGCCAUGCAUAAAAAAAUUUGCUGGAGAAUCCAAAAAUAGUUACAAAAGUUGUUCAUUUAUAGGAAUGAGCAACCUUGAUUUGAUUAUAUUUAUGAAAAUUUGAAUUUGGUUUCGCAUCA
Molecule: messenger RNA, 1649 nt
Organism: Durio zibethinus
Lineage: Eukaryota; Viridiplantae; Streptophyta; Magnoliopsida; Malvales; Malvaceae
Product: 4-hydroxyphenylpyruvate dioxygenase-like
Biological process (GO): L-tyrosine catabolic process
Molecular function (GO): 4-hydroxyphenylpyruvate dioxygenase activity
Source: RefSeq, a predicted model, not a curated record